ACAGUUGAAGUCUGUUGUCUAGUCUGUGCCUGGCCUCGCCGUCAUGAUCCCACGCCUCGACUGAUUGACUGUCUUGUAGAGGCUGUCUUUACAGGAUUUGCUUGUGCCCGGCCGCCGGAACAAGGCACUGGAGAGGGUCGUCGAAUCGGUGAGGCGCUGAAUGUGCUCGGCGCUUUGGCCUGUCUCUUGCCUCGGUCUUGUCGGCUCCGCAUGCUUCGUAUAGCUUCGGACAUUCUGGAUGAUCCUGUGUUGCUUGAUCCCACGCCAAUGCCUCCAGCCGAUUUGACGUCUCUUAAGCAACGGUCUGGUGUCAACAUAUGGAGAAGGUCUCGGCGUGUCGACUGGCAUGUGCGGCAGACAGUUGAGCUUGUGGCCGGAGGCGGAGCUGAAGCAGUACCAUGUGGACAUGUUGAGUCGACGGGUGAAAAGGAGACCGAGACAACGACUGGCAGUGGACGCAGAGAGGCACUGGCGACCCGAGCUGCGGCGGAAUUUUUCCAGGCUCUUUUGCCAGUUGACUGGCCCCUUCAGCCGGUUCACUCAGCGGUUGACAGUUUUUCGCUUCACACAUCAAAUAUUCCCCCAACCAAACGAUUCAAUCCCUCUGAUCACGAAGGGCAAACCUCCUCUUCGACUGGGAGUUGUGGAGAUGGGCAGAUUGUGCCUCGCCACCUCUUCAAAGCUGCUCUCUGGCACGCUAUCUGGACACAUGCCAACACAAGCCAGUUGACCACUAUGCCUACGUGA
Messenger RNA from Protopolystoma xenopodis, 747 nucleotides. The record is from the annotation of a GenBank genome assembly. Lineage: Eukaryota; Metazoa; Platyhelminthes; Monogenea; Polystomatidea; Polystomatidae.